Lymnaea stagnalis (great pond snail) is the source of this 4899-nucleotide messenger RNA. Lineage: Eukaryota; Metazoa; Mollusca; Gastropoda; Lymnaeidae. The record is from the annotation of a GenBank genome assembly.
CAAAAAAUGGAAUGGAGCUGAAAUUUUUUAAGUUAAAAAAAAAUACUUUUAGUGCAUUUUAAUUUUAGUUUUAGUGAAACUAUAAUCUAAAAAGUGUUUUCAAAAUAUUAAAAUACCCAAUGAAAGGUACGGUACUGGUAAUUCAUUAAGAUUUUAAAAUAUUUUGGAGUAAUCUACCUUUAAAUCGGUCACCUUUUCAAGCCUCAACAAAAUGGCAGAUUCGAAGGUUACUAACAAAGUAGACCCGGUUAUGGAAAAACCAUGGCAAAGGGCGAAAAGAUUUGAACGAUAUGAUUUUUGGUGUAAAUCAGCCUAUCCUCCAAUGCAAAUCGAACCACUGCCACAUGAAAGAAAUCGACUUAAUGGUGAGGGUAUGACGGCAGAGCAAAGAGCACUACGUAAACAAUGGGUGACUGAUCAGAUUCUGCAUCACGAACCAAGAGAGAUUAAACAAUUGCAACCACUAAACAUAUUUCGAAGGAUUUACAGAUGGCCUGCAGAUUUUGUGUUUUCAAGAAUUGUAAAACACAUUGUCGUAAGUUGCUUCUCCAAUGAAGCCUGUAUUGUAUAAAUAACAUAACAUAUUAAUUAUUAAUUUAUUGAGUUUGAUUUGAAUUUUAUAAUUUUUAAAGUAUAAUUUUCAAACAAUAAAUUCAAUACUAUUAAUUAUUUUGAUUAAUUAUUUGGUAAUUAUUUGGUAAUUAUUUGAUAAAUGACAGUGGAGACAGUAUUGAGUAGACAGCACUAUAAGUGUAAGCAUAGUAUAGGCCUAGGACUAGGGCCUAGUCAGUCAUACUACUGAAUUUUAAAGUGUCCCAUAGUCAUACAUACAUACUAUUAAGUUACAUAGUCUAUAGUCUAUAAUAAUAUUAAUGUUAAUGAUAUGAUUAGGGCUAGGGCUUAGUGGGGGCAUAUAUAAUUUAUAGCGAAAGGACUGGGUGGGGUGAAUUGAGCCUUGAGUACAUUGGGUUUCCCAGGGCGCAGUUAGUUUUUUUGUUAUUAAUGAAAAUAUAUAACAACUUUAUUAUGCAUUUCUGAAUACAAUAAAUUUGCUACAUUCAUCCUAAAUUAGGCUAAAGCCAAUGUGAGCUAAGGAAGCAUUUUUCUCAACCCGUAACAUAUUAUUAUGCUUAAGUUGCUACUGAACACCAGCCAAUUAAUAUUGAGAGAGCGAAGGCUGUAACAAUAUGAAAGCUGGUAUCUGGGCUUCAUCAAAUAGAAAUAGGUUAUCAGUAAUUAAGGAAGUAAUUUUACUGUGUCAAAACUUCAAAUAGGCUAAAAAUAUCUGUUUAUUAUUUCAAAGAUCAUGAUUUAAGUUGUUUGCUAUUGGUAUAAUUGUAUUAACAUAAUAAUUAAGAAUGGUCUGAAAAGAGUUCUAAGUUAUAAAAAAAAAAUGUAUUUGAGUGUUGAAAAAUUGAGAUAGUAAGUUGUUAUGGAUAGUUCAAUAAAUAAUAGCAUAUUAUAUAAUUUUUAAUUAGUUUAUAUACAUAAUAGAAUAAAUAAUAAUUUUGUUCAAAUUAUCUUUACUAAAAAUAAGUUAAAAAGAAUUUUUUAGCAUUAGAGGAAUUAUUUUUUUCUAACAUAAUGAUAUUAAAAAUCUAGGGUGAUGAAGCUGCCUCCUUGAUGCGACAAACAAUCCCAAAAGUUAUAAUGGUUUUUGGAGCAUCAUAUAUUCUCUGGUACCAUUUGAAGUACCACAGCAAUGUGAGUAAUAAUAUUUGUAUAGUUCUCCUGUUCUUUUAUUUUCUUCUAAAGACCAGUAUACAGCUGGGUAAAAUAUUCUCCCUCGUUCUGGAUGCUUAAAAUAUUGACAACAGUAUUAAAAGGAAAACUUUUACUUCAAUUAUUUUGUGCACAGAAUCCCACAAUUAUUUGCAUUGUCCACAAUAUAAUAUUUAGCCUAAAGAUGUCUUCUGUUUUUUAUUUGUGGUCUGAAAAAUUAUGUAUAAAUUUCUCCAAAUUGAAAUGAUUACAAGUUAUGAAAAUAAAGGACAGGGAAAUAAAAAUUGAAUUUAACCUGUUUUUAUGUGUGAAAAUUUCUGACAAGUAAAGUUAGCAGGCUUGCAAGGGAAUAAGGUAAUACGUGGAGAAGGCAUAGCAAAAAAAACUGUUGAUCUUAUUUUUUUGUACACUGGCAUGCAUGUUUCCUGGUCACUAAUCACAACUCCCCUUCCACUGUGUGCAUAUGUACACAUUCCGUUCCAUAAUUACAGUUUCCCCACUUUUUUGUGAGCCACUGCUUUAGAUAAAAAACCAGGGCUCAAGCAUAUCAAAUUUAUUUUAAAAUACUUUUGAUUUAUUUCAUUGUUCAGUUGUUGUUAGGCACAUAGCAUAUUUUUUCUAUCUUUACAUUUGAUGCAGGAUUGGACAAGAAUAGGAGGAAUCAAUAUGUUUGAAUCCAAGCCAGUGCUCUUUGCUUCUGUAAGUUUUAUCAUUCUGUUUCUUUUAGGAUAAAAGAUACCAUACCCCAGAGGCACAUUUAAGUAAAUAAAUAUUCUGCCUAAAUAUUUAAAAUUUUUAUAAAAGUUUGCCUUGAUUCUAUAUAAAUUUUUGUCAUGAGUCAUGAAUUUAACUAGAUCAUUCCUCAGAAGAAUCUAUUUCAAAGCCAAAUAUUAAUAAAAAUUUUAUUUAACUCUGACGGUGGGAAGAAACUAUUUGAUCAAGCUUUAAAAAAUUUGUAUCUGUACAUCAGUAUCUUCUUAUUGAAACAGGCAAAAUAGUGGUUCUGGUACUUCUUAACCGAGCCCUUUAAUUACACUGGCACGGCUGUCUGGCUCAACCAUAACACAGCAGCACUCUGCACUAAGAGUCAUUCACACUGUUACUUACCGUUAUGGUUUUAAAAAUUUAAUCUGUUUUAACAUUUGGCUCAUAGAAUAAACAAUACAUACGAAAGUCUGAGAAUACAGUCUGCAAAGAAAACAAUACGAAAGCUAGUGAUGCUAAAAAUAUUUAAAUCAAUUAUAUUAUUAAAUUUCUAUUCAAAUUUAAAUUCGAAUACAGAAAAAAAUAAUAUUUCAGCAUACUGCACAGCAAGUGAAAAGGGUACUCUCCUCAAAAAUACAAAUAUUUAUUUACACACACAGUCAUAUAAUGUCUCGUAUAGCAAAAAUCUCUCCCUCACUCUCUCUCUGUCUGCUAAGAAACCUGGUUGCCUAUAUAUAUAUAUAGGGAUUAAAUCAGAACGAUCAAGUUAAGAAAUUCUAGAAAAGGCAUCACUUAUGGCAUCCUUUAUAAAAAACAGAACACAUUCAAAUGUAAACAAUCUUUUCCCAACUAAGGGAGGGGCAGGUGACAAUAGAGUGACACAGUACAUUUACUAGGUGACAUAAGUAUCAAGGCCACUCUAAGUGGUAGAAAAAUGGUGGUGGCUCAAAAUAGCUCUGCACAUAUCCUAUACUAGACUAUACUAUAACAACACCAAAUAAUAGAGGUGGCAACACUUCAUAAAAUAAUUCUGUUAAUCUUUAUUCUUUGUACUGACACAAUGUCACCAUUAUAUAGUACACAAAACCCCUCUCUGGGACUAACGGCAUUAAAGACUUGAUGUAAAAUAACUUCCACUAGCCACACACUUCUGACUACUGUAUAUAAACUUCUGGGUUACUCCCAGAACUAAACAUGAAAUACAUGGACUCGAGUGUAUUACUGUGAACUGUAUCUCGGCUAACGCUCCUCUCGAUCUCACACAUCUUAUAUGCAACACUUUUGUUUGUCAUCCUUUUCCUUUCAUCCAUUCAGUUCAUGCCAACUGGGAUUCUCAUACCCUUUACAACAGCAUUAGUGCGGGAUAAAACAAGACAUUACCAUAUCUUUAUAAAAAUGAUAUCCCAUAAUGGCUGAAGUUGCUUUGUAUAUUGAAGUGGAAAAAAAAGUGCAAUUAUUUACCCAAUUUAACAAAGAUUUAUAAAAGAAGCUAUCUUAAAAUUAUUACAACCAAUGUAUUUGUUUCAGGACCACGCACAAUUCAAAGAGAAAGAUAAAACGGACUACAAUGACCAAGGUUUCAAGUCUAGGAAAGCAUUGUUAAUCCCUAGGGAUUAAGAAUUUGUUUUACAUUCUCCCUGCCUCUAGAAUAUAGAAGUAUUUACCUUCUAAAUAAAUAAAAAAUGUACAUAAUUUGUACAGGUAUUCAAUCUUGUAAUGUAGUGUUAAAAAAUGACCAGGAAAUAGUAUUUUCUUUUUUGGCUAUGAUUUCAGGAUCUAAAACUUAUGCAACAUUUUUUUUGGUUAACAAUUAAAAUUAAAAAAUAAAUUAUUCCAAUAUGAUUUUUUUUCUUCAAAAAACCCUUUCUGGUUUUCUGUUAAACAGUAGUUUUAGAAUUUUUAAAUGUAAUGAUUGCCGUUGAAAUCGCAGCUUGCCAAUAAAUAAUUUUCCUAGAAAAAAAAAGGAAAAAAAAAAAAAAAAAAAAAAUUAGAACAAUUUUUUUUAAUUAAUAAUAAAAAAAAAAAAAAAAUUUUACAAAAAAAAAAAAAAAAAAAAAAAAAAAAAAAAAAGAUCUGAGCUAGUUUUGCUCAAUACUACUAAACAAAUAAAAAAGAUAUCAUUUUAGUUAACCCUUGCCAACUGUAUUCUCUGUCAUCAUAUAAACUUCAGUUGUAGGGGAAAAACAAAUAAUCGCUUGACUGUUUAUUUAAUGUUAAUGACAACAUUAUAAAAAGAAUAUUCUGUUGGAAACUUAUCUUCUUAGUCCAGUGAUUCAUUUUUCAGUAUACCGUAUUUCACAAACUGCAUUGACUGAAUAUUAAGUGUUUGAAAUGGUAGAAAUGCUGUGGAAGUAUCCAUAUAGCUGACAUUGCUUUGUGCUUGACUUGACUGUUGAAAUAAGAUUUUUUUUUUUUUUAACUCAACAUUGAUGAAGGUUAAUACAUAUUUUGUUUUAAAAAAAAAUUGAGAGU